Messenger RNA from Arachis duranensis, 1485 nucleotides. RefSeq names its product glycerol-3-phosphate dehydrogenase [NAD(+)]. The record is from RefSeq and is a predicted model, not a curated record. Gene Ontology annotation, cellular component: cytosol. Bases 846 to 1106 code for a protein of 86 amino acids. Lineage: Eukaryota; Viridiplantae; Streptophyta; Magnoliopsida; Fabales; Fabaceae. Gene Ontology annotation, biological process: glycerol-3-phosphate metabolic process; carbohydrate metabolic process. The transcript is spliced from 5 exons. Gene Ontology annotation, molecular function: glycerol-3-phosphate dehydrogenase [NAD(P)+] activity.
AUAUCUUAUAUGUGUGUAUUGAGUAUAGUGUAUGUUCGUCUAUAGGAGACUUUUUAUGAAGAGAGCAUGGAUUUGAGGUCAACCAUGUCAACACAGGAUUUAGUAUUGUUCUACACUCGCUUUCCAUAAUUGUUUAUAAUAAGAACAUAGAAUUGUAAGCACAGGUAAUAUAAAUCUUGCUAAUUUGCUAGCCCCAUAAGUGAGACUAUGAUAUAGUAAAAAAACGUGUCUAAACAAAAAGCGUCACCUUCUCUAAUCACGGAUCCUGAUUCGUAGUAGAAAUGCCAUUGCCACGGUUUUUUCAGAUAUUACACGGUUUUUUCUCAUGGCUAAAACCAACUUCUCUUGUGUAGUAGUAGUACAUAUUUUCUUAAUGGCUUAUUCUAAUAAAACUAAUAAAAAAGGUAAGCAAAGUUUGAUGGUUUUAUAUUUUAAAGAAAAUUGAUAAAUUGGAGAAUAAUUUUUUAUGGCUGAGCCACUUUUGUUUGUAUUCUUUGAUUAAAAUUGACCUCAAAUUGUGUGAAAUAAGGUUAAGUAUCUCCACAGUCCCUACCAUGUGCAUUAUUGAGAAUUUGUUUUAUCUAACAGCCUUUAUAUAUAUAUAUAUAUAUAGGUUUGCCUUUUACUCUAAGUCUAUUUAUAACAGAUGUGAAAUUCUUAUACCGAGUUAGAAGUUAGAAGGAAUCUUUUUUGCCUCUUGACUAGCUAAUAAUACAAAGAUAUAUUGUCAUGACAAUUUUAUAUGAUCCUUAGUACUUUAUUGUAGCUCACAAAAUAUUUAGAUAUUCGGUGUUUAUGAUUUAAGAAUUAUACGCAUAUGAACUGGUUUUGUUGAUGGCCUGGAGAUGGAAAACAAUACGAAAGCUGCAAUCAUGCGACUUGGUCUUAGAGAGAUGAAGGCAUUUUCGAAGUUGUUGUUUCCAUCUGUUAAGGACAGCACAUUUUUCGAGAGCUGUGGUGUGGCAGACCUUAUCACAACUUGCUUGGGUGGUCGAAACAGGAAAGUUGCUGAGGCUUAUGCAAAGAAUGGGGGAAGGAGGUCUUUCGAUGAGCUCGAAGCAGACAUGCUGCAAGGCCAGAAAUUAGAAUCAAUGAGAAUCAUGUAGUGAUAACUGAUAUAAUGUGGGUUAGGCUGUUAUCUUCGACGAAUCAACCCAGCUUUUUGGGCAACAAGUGUUACAAUGAAGAUAACAUCGAAGAAGAAGAACCAUUAAACCAGCUGCUACAUGGACAAUUUUCGGAUGACACUUUGGUUAAGAAAGAAAUUAGCAGCAUUUAGCAAUAUGCUUCCUAAAUGUUAUUGUCAUUCCUUCGUACCCCUUCACUAUGCUAUAUGCAUUUAAUUUUUAGUAGUUUAUAUGAGCUUUUUUCUUCUCUUUUUUUUGGGUACCUCCACUCCAUAAAAUGGUUGGGAAAAAAUUAGCCUCAUUGUUAUUUUUGUAAAACUUGUGGGAUUGAAUUUGAAUUUGUUAAAAUACAAUGUCA